Messenger RNA from Xiphophorus maculatus (southern platyfish), 1432 nucleotides. It is a transcript of the gene pld6, whose product is annotated as phospholipase D family member 6. The transcript has 4 exons. The record is from RefSeq and is a predicted model, not a curated record. Gene Ontology annotation, cellular component: mitochondrion. Bases 261 to 926 code for a protein of 221 amino acids. Lineage: Eukaryota; Metazoa; Chordata; Actinopteri; Cyprinodontiformes; Poeciliidae. Gene Ontology annotation, molecular function: RNA endonuclease activity producing 5'-phosphomonoesters, hydrolytic mechanism. Gene Ontology annotation, biological process: piRNA processing.
UUGUAACAUGACAAAAUGUGGGAAAAAAAAGGUUUCCAGCCACUGUGCUGUUGACUGAGAAUCUUACUAAAAAGGGUCCAUUUUAAUUCUUCUACACAAGUACAUUUGCAAUUUAUACAGUUUAUUCAACUGUAUUUGAAAAUGCUAAUUGUAAUGCACAGCAAAACACAGUUAUAUUCUUAUACCAGAUGAUUGUUAUCCUGAUGUAAGAGGAUCAAUAGAAGAUGGCUGGACUUAACUGAAUUUGUAAUGUGAGUUAGAUGUCACUGAUGUGGAGUGUGAAGAUUGUUGGCCUGGGAGUGGUGGCCCUCUCUCUCAGUCUGGAGCUGCUUGGCUGGGUCUUUGGUCGCUGCAGGCGCAGAAGAACCCUCAACAAGGUCCUCUUCUUCCCGUCAAAGGUGGCUUGUGUGGAGCACUUGCUCAGCCAAAAUUCAGCUUGCUCAUGUUUCUGUCCACUGCCACACGGUGUAGAGACGUCUUUCUCUUGUCUCCUCCGCCACAUCCUCUCUGCCUCCUCCUCACUGGACCUGUGUGUUUUUUCUUUUUCAAACAUGGAUCUGAGUAGAGCUGUGCUCCUGUUGCAUAGCAAGGGCGUAACUGUCCGAGUCCUUAGUGACAAGCACUAUUCUGCCAUCACAGGCUCACAAAUAGGAGCUCUUCGCAAGGCUGGGGUCGCCACAGCGAGUCAUCCGUCUCCAUGCGUCUGCGUGCGAUGUGAUGCUGGCUCUGUGCACAUGCACCACAAGUUUGCAGUGGUGGAUGGCCGCCAGCUCAUCACCGGCUCCCUAAACUGGACAUUGACAGCAGUGCAGAGCAACAUGGAGAACAUCAUCAUCACGGAGGAGGCAGAGUUGGUUCAACCCUUCAUCAAGGAGUUCAACCAGAUAUGGGCUCUUAAUGAUCCAGCUCGAUUCUAUAAGAGCUAAUACGUGAUUAGCCAUGAUGGUCACUGACAGCUGGAGAUGUGUGAGCAAAAUUAGUUUAUUCAGCUUGCCUUGUAGAUCUUUUCUUGGUGUGUCACUGAAUCAAGUUCAUUUUAACUGAGUCAAGUUAAAAUGAUUCUGAGAUACUCUGAAGGGAAUUAGACUUGUUUAAUCAUUCAGUCGACAUUUACUUUACAAUUUGUUGUGGACUGUUUUAGUGUUUCUUUUUUGUUGCUAAAAACAAUUCAGUUUAGGUAUUAACCAAUGGACUAGUUUACAGAUGGUGACCCAGUAUUCCAAAACAAUGUGUCCACCAGUAAACAGAAUCCCUAUUGUUUCAAUAUAGAUAAAUGCAUGCUGUUGAUUUAACAAAAAAUAUAUAUAUAUACUUGUUUUAUACCAUGUCACACAUUUAAUGUUGUUCUUAGCUCUUAGAUCUGAUAAUCUAAGAGCUGAGGUUUUUUAUGCGAUAGCAUUCUGCUGUAUGUUUAAUAAAACUGUGGAUACAA